AUGUCCAAAGAAGCGGGCCUGGACAUGGCUCGAGAGAAGGAGGAGGCUGCCGCUCGAUCAUCAGGCGUCAAAUCCUUCCUGAGCGGCGGCUUUGGCGGUGUCUGCUGUGUCUUGACGGGCCAGCCGUUUGAUCUCACAAAGGUCAGGCUACAGACUGCUCCGCCUGGGACCUACAACGGCGCUCUGGACGUCGUGAGAAAGACGUACAAAGCAGAUGGCGUAAAAGGGCAAGCUCGAGCUCUUUUCACGGCCUUCUUCAAGGGCAUGGGAUCACCUCUUGUCGGCGUCACGCCCAUGUUCGCAGUCUCCUUCUGGGGCUACGGCAUGGGCAAGAAGCUCGUCUAUUCCUUCACACCAGACCGCAGCUCGCCCAUCUUGAGCAACGGAGAGCUAGCAGCAGCGGGCUUCUUCUCUGCCCUACCCACAACGCUCGUCGCUGCACCCGUCGAGCGCGUCAAAGUCGUGUUGCAAACGCAAGGCGAUAAUCCAAAGUACAAGGGACCGAUAGACGUUGUCGGUAAGCUGUACAAAGAGGGAGGAAUCAGGUCGCUCUUCCGUGGCACGCUGGCGACCGUUGCUCGCGAUGGACCGGGCUCAGCAGCGUAUUUUGUGACCUACGAAGGGGUCAAAGCAGCCAUGACGCCGCCCGGACAAUCUCCCAACGAUCUCAACUUUGGAUCCAUCAUCACCGCAGGAGGACUUGCGGGAAUGGCAAUGUGGUCGUUCGCUAUCCCACCAGACGUGAUCAAAUCACGGCUACAAAGCUCGCCAGAAGGCACCUACAAGGGUUUCAUCGACUGCGCGACAAAGACGAUCGCAGCAGAUGGUCCCAAGGCGCUCUUCCGUGGCUUCUGGCCAGCCAUGGCCCGAGCAUUCCCCGCAAAUGCUGCCACCUUUGUGGGCGUAGAGGUUGCAAUGAACGCAAUGAACAAGGUGUUCUAA
Messenger RNA from Mixia osmundae IAM 14324, 942 nucleotides. RefSeq lists its product as uncharacterized. The transcript is spliced from 7 exons. Gene Ontology annotation, biological process: mitochondrial transport; carnitine transmembrane transport. Bases 1 to 942 code for a protein of 313 amino acids. The record is from RefSeq and is a predicted model, not a curated record. NCBI's taxonomy places the organism in Eukaryota, Fungi, Basidiomycota, Mixiomycetes, Mixiales, Mixiaceae. Gene Ontology annotation, cellular component: mitochondrial envelope. Gene Ontology annotation, molecular function: O-acyl-L-carnitine transmembrane transporter activity.